Chanos chanos (milkfish) is the source of this 1458-nucleotide messenger RNA. It is a transcript of the gene kcnv1, whose product is annotated as potassium voltage-gated channel modifier subfamily V member 1. The record is from RefSeq and is a predicted model, not a curated record. Bases 1 to 1458 code for a protein of 485 amino acids. Lineage: Eukaryota; Metazoa; Chordata; Actinopteri; Gonorynchiformes; Chanidae. Gene Ontology annotation, molecular function: voltage-gated potassium channel activity; protein binding. Gene Ontology annotation, cellular component: voltage-gated potassium channel complex; membrane. Gene Ontology annotation, biological process: protein homooligomerization; potassium ion transmembrane transport; action potential. The transcript is spliced from 2 exons.
AUGAUGGGCGAUUCUUCAAGCCCAGUGGAGUUCUAUGAGGACAGUGCAUCCCUGCUUUCCUUGGAUUCCAGCGUCUUCUUCAGCCAGCCUGCUCCGUCAAGUGAUGACACACUGGACUUCUUCAUCAUUAAUGUUGGAGGCAGUCGCUACAUCCUCUCCCAGGAGCUGCUGGCGUCUCACCCGGAGACCAGACUGGGCAAGCUGGCCCUUUCCAACCGUGACUCAGCUUUGGACCUGUGUGACGAUGCAGACUUGUUGGAGAAUGAGUUCUUCUUCGAUCGUAACUCUCAGACCUUCCAAUAUAUUAUGAACUUCUACAAGACAGGUCACUUGCAUGUUAGAGAGGAGUUGUGUGUUGUAUCGUUUUUGCAGGAAAUUGAGUACUGGGGCAUUGAUGAACUCCGCAUAGACCCAUGUUGCAGGGACAAGUACUACCGCAGGAAGGAGAUGAAAGAGUCUCUGGAUAUACGCAGAGACGUGGAGGUGAUGGACAACGAUGAGGAGGAUUUUUCUGGAGUGCUGUGCCAGGACCUCCGGCAGCGACUCUGGGAUCUCAUGGAGAAGCCUGACUCCUCAGCAGCAGCAAAGACUUUUGGGACAUUGUCUGUGUUCUUUGUGGUUGUGUCUAUUGUGAACAUGGCUUUGAUCUCACUAGACUUCACUAUUCUUGGGCCACCUUUCCUGGAUGCACUGGAGUACAUCUGCAUUGUGUGGUUCACUGGUGAACUUGUUCUUAGGUUCAUGUGUGUCAAGGACAAGUGCAAGUUCAGCAAAAGUGUGGUAAACAUCAUUGACCUGCUCGCCAUCCUUCCUUUCUAUGUCACUCUGGCAGUGGAAAGCUUGCAUGGGGGCUCCACAGAGCUGGAGAAUGUUGGUCGGGUCGUGCAAGUCCUGCGGCUGAUGAGAUCACUCCGAAUGCUGAAACUAGGGCGACAUUCCACAGGUCUGAAGUCCUUGGGAAUGACUAUUGCCCAGUGUUAUGAGGAGGUCGGCCUGCUGAUGCUGUUCCUCUCAGUUGGCAUCUCCAUCUUCGCCACGGUGGAGUACGCCGUGGAGCACGAUACCCCAGAGACCACCUUUACCAAUGUGCCCUGCGCCUGGUGGUGGGCCACCACGUCCAUGACCACUGUGGGUUACGGCGACAUCAGGCCGGAUACCACAGUGGGCAAGAUCAUUGCCUUCAUCUGCAUCCUGUCAGGCAUCCUGAUCUUGGCACUGCCCAUUGCCAUCAUCAACGACCGUUUCUCCGCUUGCUACUUUACACUGAAGAUGAAAGAGGCGGCCCUGCGACAUGGGGAGGCCCUCAAACGGCUUACACGGAACUCCGCGUCGGACAUGACUACGCUGGGGGUUAACCUGCGGGAUGCGUACGCCCGCAGUGUGAUGGAGAUGCUGCGUCUUCAGGGCAGAGAGAGAGCCAGCACACACAGCAGUGCAGGUGACGACCCAUGGUGGUAG